UAUCCAUUUUUGUUUUGUUACACAUCAUUUUUUCUUGUAUGUCUGUAUCAAUUUAAUCGAUCUAUAUAACAUUUAAUCCGAGUUAUCAAUGGUGGUUAUCACAUUCAUACAUUACAAUUUUUAUGCAUAAAAACACAUAAACUUUGUCGAACAAAUCAUUCUUUUAUUAUUGAAUUGAAAAAAUAGUUUGAUUCGAGCCGCUUAUUGUUUACAAUGGAACUUCAACGAAAAUUACAUCGAACUGAUCGAAUAUUAAUGGUAAUCAUUGCUGUUGGUUUUUUAUUGAAUACUUAUGCAUUUUAUGUUGAAUUGAAACAUGAAUAUGAUCCAUCAUAUCAAGCAUUAUGUGAUGUGAAUUCCGUCAUCAGUUGUACGAAAGUAAUUACCACAAAAUGGGGCAAAGGUUUCGGAAUUCUACCUGAAUCGGUGGCUUUUAGAAAUCCAAUAUUUGGUUUUGUAUUCUAUACACUCAUGCUAUUAAUGAUCAUGGCCAUUAAACCUAAUAUAAUUGUUUGUAAAUCAAUAAUAUUUUUGGCAAUUCUAUCGAAUUUGGCUACAAUUUAUCUAAGCAUUUUGAUGAUAUACAUCAUUCAAUAUUUUUGUUUAAUAUGUAUCAUUUCAUAUAUUGUUAAUUUUCUUUUACUCAUCUAUUCUAUUGUUCGUUAUCAGCUUUUAAAACAAUUGAAAUCAAAAUCUAAAUUGCGAUAAAAAAAAUCCACAAUAAAAUUCUGU
Messenger RNA from Dermatophagoides farinae (American house dust mite), 732 nucleotides. It is a transcript of the gene Vkor, whose product is annotated as Vitamin-K epoxide reductase. The record is from RefSeq and is a predicted model, not a curated record. Gene Ontology annotation, biological process: peptidyl-glutamic acid carboxylation; vitamin K metabolic process. NCBI's taxonomy places the organism in Eukaryota, Metazoa, Arthropoda, Arachnida, Sarcoptiformes, Pyroglyphidae. Gene Ontology annotation, molecular function: vitamin-K-epoxide reductase (warfarin-sensitive) activity.